Messenger RNA from Chroicocephalus ridibundus (black-headed gull), 1956 nucleotides. RefSeq names its product coiled-coil domain containing 112 (gene CCDC112). The record is from RefSeq and is a predicted model, not a curated record. Lineage: Eukaryota; Metazoa; Chordata; Aves; Charadriiformes; Laridae. Bases 80 to 1573 code for a protein of 497 amino acids. The transcript has 10 exons.
CUUUCUGUCGAAAUCCCAGGAAUUCGGGAGGCUUAAACCGCCGGCGCACGGGCCGCCCCUCAGCGCCGCCGCCGCCAACAUGGCUGCCCUGGCAACGGCCGUCGCUGCGGCGGCCGCCGGGCAGCAACAGAAUGACAGCUGUUCCAGUACUGCAGGUGCUGGUCGACAAUUUCAGAACUGGAAGAUGAAGGAUGAACAAUCUAAGAAAGCUGAAUUCAUAAGAACUGCAGAAAAGCUAAAAACCCAGCUUGCAAAUACAGAAAAAGACAAAAAUGGACAUCUUUACAAUAGGAAGAGUGAUUUCAGGGUAGAAUACAGCAUACUAGAGGAACUGGAACGUACCAUGACUGUCAGCAGGAAAACUGAAAAAGCAAAACUCCUGCAGCAGCUAUCAAAAAUACAAAAUAAUGUGAAGAGACUUCAGCGACAAUUAAAAGAUGUGAAGCCUACACCAGAAUUUGUUGACAAGCUCAAGGAAAUGAUGGAAGAAGUUGAAAAUGCAAUCAAUGCUUUUAAAGAGGAACAGAGACAAAUAUACGAACAGCUUUUGAAGGAGGAAAAAACCGCCAUUAAUGAGCUCAGUGUCUUUGAGAGAAAAGUGGAACUGUGGGCGUUAGGCAGCUCAACAAUGGAAAAAGCUUUGAAAUUACCAUCAGCCAGGAUCUCAGUUGAUAAAACACUGGAAAAUCAUCUACCUGAAGAAGUAGUAGAGUUUGAAAGAUUUCUUCAGCGAACAGGAGGGAGGCAAGGAGGCUGGGAUGAUUAUGAUCAUCAAAAUUUUCUGAAAGUAUGGACAAAACACAGAGGAAGGCUGUCUUACAUGGAUGAAGCCCUUGAGUAUCUCUGUGGUAGAACAAAAGAAGAUAUUGAACAGCAUUGCAAAUGGUAUCAAGAGUUUCUAAUUUUAAACGAACGAAAGAAAGAGUCAAUUAAGCAGUGGAAAGAAAAGCAGCAGCAAGAAAAAGAAGGAAACUUGAAGGAGAAAGAGAAAGCAGAAAAAAUGCUCAACGAAGAAUGGCUACAGCGUGAAGAAGCACAGAAGCAAAAAGCAGAAGAAAGAAAAAAACAACAAUCAGUAAUUGAAGCAUGGAAGAAACAGAAAGCAAUAGCAUUUGCAAUGGAACAAGCAUCGCAAUUAAAACUAGAAGAAGAGAAGGAGAAAAAACAAGGAAAAGAACGCCAGCGCCAACUCCAUAUGAAGUUACUGUUGGAAAGCUAUACCUUGCAGAAGAAAGAGAAGAAUGAACUUGAAAAGCUUGAAAACAAGAACAGAGAGGAAGCUGAAAAGGAGGAAAGGAAAAGAAUUGCUGCAGAAGAAAUUACUAAGUUUCAAGGGCGUGAUCUACAUAAACUGGAGCUAAGGAUUCUACAGAAACAAGCUAAAGAAUUAAAGAAAGGAGAAAAAGAAAAAAGGUUGGCAAAGUUAAGAGAGAAGGUGGAGAUUCGUGUCACCAGUGACCGCAGACGUACCAAGGGCUGGGAGGAAUGCACGAAAGGGAUGGCACCAGCAGCCUCUGAAACAUUUCUACCUGUUCCCAAGCUGCCCCAGCCUGGAGACAACAGCCGUAGAUGAGCACCUGUCGCAGGAUGACGACUGCCUCGCCUGCACAAUGGCCAGCUGUCCUCAGGACUUGUCACAAAAUUCGCUUGACACGAUCAUAGAAUCAUAGAAUCUUCAUGAUUGGAGAGGACCUUUGAGAUCAUCAAGUCCAACCAUACACACAAAAAAAAACCCCCAAGCAAACAACCCCUACAAUCUCUGCCACUAGAGCAUGCCCUGAAGUGCCAAAUCUAGACGUUUCUUAAAUACAUGUAGGGAUGGUGACUCAACCACCUCCCUGGGCAGGCUGUUCCAGGGCCUGACCACUCUUUCAGUAAAGUAAUUCUUCCUAAUAUCUAAUCUAACCCCCCCCCUGCUGCAGCUUCAGACCAUUUCCUCUGGUCCUGUCAUUAUUC